UAGUGUAACGAGCUCUUUCACCACCAAUGGCGAUUCCCGCUAUUUUUCUACCAACUAACUUAACUGUCACAGCCACCAUUAAAGCCAAUUCAAGCUUCAGAAAGCUUAACAAAACACCCACAAAUCCCUUCAAUUCAUCUCUCAAAUCUCUCACCAAAUCCGGAAAACUCGACGAAGCUCUUCUUCUAAUAGAAUCCCAAAAAUCUUCUCAACUUGACAUCGAAUCUUAUUCUUCUCUCCUCCAUGCUUGUAUCUCGAAGAAAUCAGUAGAACAUGGUCACAGGCUAUAUAUUCACCUUCUUUUGAAUUCGAACAAAAGUAUUCUCAACGACCCUUUAAUAUUAUCUAAGUUAAUCACCCUUUUCUCUGUUUGUGAUCAUCUAAAUGAAGCUCGUCGUGUUUUCGACCACGCGAUUGGAAAUGAGGAUCGACCCGAAUCAGUUUGGGUUGCAAUGGCAAUUGGGUAUUCGAGAAAAGGGUGUUUUAGGGAGGCAUUACUGAUUUAUUCUCAGAUGUUGUUCCGGUCAAUUGAACCGGGGAAUUUCGCGUUUUCCAUGGCUGUGAAAGCUUGUUCGGGGAUAUCGGAUUUGAGGGUUGGUAGGGGUGUUCAUGCUCAGAUUAUUAAAGCUGAUGAAGAAGCUGAUCAAGUUGUGUACAAUGCUCUUUUGGGAAUGUAUACUGAGUGUGGGUGUUUUCGGGAUGUGUUGAAGGUGUUUGAGGAAAUGCCUGAGAGAAAUGUUGUGAGUUGGAAUUCGUUGAUCGCGGGUUUUGUUAAGAAAAGACAGGUUUUUGAGGCAUUUGAGACUUUUAAGAGGAUGCAGAAUGAGGAUGUGGGAUAUAGUUGGGUAACUUUUACGACGAUUUUAGCUAUCUGUUCUCAGGUUACGUACCUUUAUUAUGGGAGAGAGAUACAUUCACAAAUUAUUAAAUCAACUAAUGUUCCUGAUGUUGUUUUACUAAACUCGCUUUUGGAUAUGUAUGCGAAAUGUGGAGCGAUGGAGUAUUGUAGAAGAGUAUUUGAAAGAAUGAAGUACAGAGACAUAACAUCGUGGAAUACCGUUAUCAAUGGGUAUGCAAUCAAUGGAUUGAUGGGAGAAACAAUGAAGUUGUUUAAUGAAAUGGUCAGUAGUGGAGUUAGGCCGGAUGGUGUGACAUUUAUUGCCUUGUUGUCUGGCUGUAGCCAUGCAGGGCUUGCGGAUUUAGGCGAGGAAUUGUUUGAGAGUAUGACUGGAGAUUUUGGAAUUCGACCUUCCUUGGAGCAUUACGCUUGUCUUGUUGAUAUAUUAGGUAGAGCUGGGAAAAUUAAAGAGGCACUGCAAGUAGUGGAGAAAAUGCCUGUCAAGCCUAGUGGAAGCAUUUGGGGCUCACUGCUUAAUUCGUGCAGACUUCACGGAAAUGUCUCUCUUGCAGAACUUGUGGCAGAGCAGUUAUUUGAAAUGGAACCUAACAACUGCGGGAAUUACGUGAUGCUGUCAAACAUUUAUGCAAAUGCAGGGAUGUGGGAGGGAGUUAAAAAAGUGAGAGAGAUGAUGGAGAAUAAGGGAAUAAAAAAGGAGGCGGGAUGCAGCUGGAUACAAGUUAGAAAUAAAGUACACACUUUUAUGGCUGGUGGUGGUUUUGAAUUUCGUAAUUCGGAUGAAUACAAGGAAGUUUGGGAUGAGUUAUCAGAAGCUAUUGAGAAAAUUGGGUAUAAACCUGAUACGAGAGUUGUUCUUCAUGAUGUAAGCGAGGAAACAAAAGCAGAGUGGAUAUGUGGGCAUAGUGAACGGCUUGCUACUGUAUUUGGUCUGAUUCAAACUGGUUCUGGUAUUCCAAUUAGAGUGACAAAAAAUAUUCGUAUUUGUGCUGAUUGUCACUCUUGGAUGAAGUUUGUGUCCGUAAUAACAAGAAGAAGGAUCAUAGUGAGAGAUACAAAUCGAUUCCACCAUUUUGACCAAGGGAAAUGCUCUUGCAAUGAGUACUGGUGAUUCUCAUAGUUGUUAUUUUGUAAGUACUUCCAUUAAGAUCUU
This is a messenger RNA of Solanum verrucosum, 2009 nucleotides long. Its product is annotated as pentatricopeptide repeat-containing protein At3g14330. Gene Ontology annotation, biological process: RNA modification. NCBI's taxonomy places the organism in Eukaryota, Viridiplantae, Streptophyta, Magnoliopsida, Solanales, Solanaceae. The transcript has a single exon. Gene Ontology annotation, molecular function: zinc ion binding; RNA binding; protein binding. The record is from RefSeq and is a predicted model, not a curated record. The coding region runs from base 27 to 1967 and encodes 646 amino acids.